This is a messenger RNA of Lotus japonicus, 2119 nucleotides long. RefSeq names its product VAN3-binding protein. Lineage: Eukaryota; Viridiplantae; Streptophyta; Magnoliopsida; Fabales; Fabaceae. The transcript has 9 exons. Bases 872 to 2119 code for a protein of 415 amino acids. The record is from RefSeq and is a predicted model, not a curated record.
GUGGUUAGAAUUAGAAGAAGUUUAAUAAGAAGCGAAUAUUCAACAAUCCAAACUAUUAUAUGUAGGAGCAGGACCCUGCAAAUACUUGCCCAUGCAAUAACUAUGGUUCUAAAUUGCAGUUGCGAUUGCGGCUGCAUUGCGGACAAAUGCGAGUUGAAAUUGUCACAAUUGUGGUUGCGAUGCUGUUGAAGGGAUUUCAAAACCCUUUACAUUAAGGGUUCUCUCAGUAAUCAUCAACAGAAUUCAACAAAAGAUGGGGGUAAAGAAGAAGAAAAAAAAAACCCUUUUGUCGUUUGCUUUGAUAGAUGAAAAUAAUAGAUUCACGCGGGAACACUGUAGCCAAAUGACAUUGUCCACACUCCACAGCAAGGUCAACUGUAAAACUAACCCAAUUGACAGAACAUUAUAAUUAAACAUUAUCUAGUUUUUGCAAAAUAAUGUAAAGAAGCAGCGUACAAAAGGGUCCCCAAAGCUCUAUUUUAGAAAGUGAUAGGGGUGACAAAGGAGAAUCUAGUAAUGAUGAACUCGGCUGCCAUAAAAAUAGGUCUUUAACUCUUUAUCAAUAAAGCACUAAGAGGUGGAAUUCAAAAGCAACUUAAGUUGGAAGACAAGAAUGAAUGGCCUCUAAAUUGGGUCCUUUCAUUCAUCACUCAUCAGUCAUCACUAGGAAUCUUUUAUGUUGUUUUCAUUUUCCUUAAUAAAGAAAACUUGGAAACAACAUCAUAUUUUCCUUUUAAAUAUCACACUGUUGCUCAUCAGUCCUCUCAUCAUCUUGUUCUUGCUCUCAAUUCUCACUCUCACUAUGAGAUUUUUAAUCUCCAGUCUCCUGAGUUUUGAGUGAUAUUGAGGCAUUAGGGUAUCAAUAUUUACAAUGAGCUCCAGCAUGCCUAGCUCUAAAUGCUCAGUUCAUCACCUAGGGAACAUUGAUGAGAAUGCUCCUGCAGAUUGGCCUGCAUCAUCUGGUGCUCAGCUUGAUACUCCAACUGAAUCUAUGGAGUUCCUUGCUAGAUCAUGGAGUCUUUCAGCCAUGGAACUCUCCAAAGCACUGCAUAGCACCACCAAUAUUAAGACCUCCACUGGUGUUGAGAUGCCAAGUUCGUGCCCUUCUGGUAAUCAAUUAUGUACCACGGGUUCUGCUGCUUCAAAGGAUUCUCAGUUAUCUGACAGCUCUUGCCCUCCAAUUUCACCAAAAGACAGUGAUGAAACGAAGGAUUUAUUUUUAUUCCAUCAAGCAAUCAAUCCAGAAUUCCUUUACAGUCAGAACUUGCUGAGGAAUGGGAUUUACAAGGGAUUGCUUAGAGGGAAGACAAUGGGUAGGUGGAUGAAAGACCAGAAAGAGAGGAAAAAGCAAGAAAUUAGGAGCCAAAAUGCUCAGUUGCAUGCUGCAGUAUCUGUGGUUGGUGUUGCUGCUGCUGUUGCAGCAGUGGUAGCUUCAAUAGCAUCACCUGAAAUGCCUAAUGCCGACCAAAAGAACCCUACCAUAGCCUCUGCUGCAAUUGCAUCUGCAGCAGCUUUAGUGGCCUCUCACUGCAUUGAGAUUGCAGAAGAUAUGGGGGCUGAACAUGACCAAAUUAUAACAGUAGUCGACUCUGCCAUUAAUGCAAAAACCAAUGGAGAUAUUAUGGCUCUAACAGCCGGAGCAGCCACAGCUUUGCGAGGAGCGGCUACUCUAAAGGCAAGGCUGCAAAAGGGGCUUGGAGCCACUGCAAUUCCUCUAGUUGACGAGAAGCAUGAUCAAAGCAAAGAAGCAAACAUUUUGACAGCACUGGACUGUGUCUUUAGAGGAGGACAACUUCUCAAACGUACAAGAAAAGGAGCUCUGCACUGGAAGCAAGUGUCUUUCAAUAUAAACUCAAAUUUGCAGGUCGUCGCAAAAAUGAAAAGCAAGCAUAUGGCAGGAACAUUCACAAAAAAGAAGAAAUAUAUAGUCACUGGAGUUGGCAUUGAUGUCCAAGCUUGGCCCGGAAGGGAGAAGGAAGACAUCGGUGAAAAGAGGGCAUACUUUGGAAUAAAAACAGCAGACAGGAUAAUAGAAUUUGAAUGUGGAAGUAAAGGAGACAAACAGUUCUGGCUUGAGGGGAUCCAGCACAUAUUGAAUUGCAGUGCCAAAGUAGCAUAA